AUGUUUUCCUCGGCGCCCAGGGCAAUCGGUAGCCUACUACUGUUGUUUCAGCUCGUAUCGAGUGUGCCUACCCCUCAGAAUACUGCGCCGCCCGUCUGUGAUACCGCGAACUUCGACAGCUUUCCCACCUCACUCCUAAAUGUCAACUACAUCGGCAACUACAAAAAUAUAUACUGGCGGGCUAUGACAGUGGGUAGUAGCACACUACAAGUCACCGGUGUUCAAGCCCACUCCGGCAACAAUGUAGCCGCAUGGAGCUUCAACAGUAUUCUAUCACAGGGAAUUCCAGCGAUGCUAGCGGACUACCAAGAUAGCGAAACAGAAAGUUUUGAUCUCUGCGGCUUCGCAUAUGGAUGUGCUUUACCGACAGGUCAAGGUACUAUUGCUAUUCCAAGCAAAUGCACACUUACUGUCACGGGACACUUUGCCGACGGUCAGACGAUCAAUAAGGUCUUUAAGUAUACCCCGAAGGGUUUGCGAGAGAAAAUGGUGAAGACGCCAGAUGGAUUCUUCUCCGAGUUUAAGGGAUUGAAGAAAGUUACGUUUGAGACUAGGGGAUUGCUAGGAAUUCCAGCGACUGCGGUGGGGUUGAUUGAUGAUGUUAGUUAUUCCGUGAAACUGAAGGCUUAA
This is a messenger RNA of Orbilia oligospora ATCC 24927, 630 nucleotides long. RefSeq lists its product as uncharacterized. The record is from RefSeq and is a predicted model, not a curated record. The coding region runs from base 1 to 630 and encodes 209 amino acids. The transcript has 2 exons. Lineage: Eukaryota; Fungi; Ascomycota; Orbiliomycetes; Orbiliales; Orbiliaceae.